This is a messenger RNA of Penicillium pulvis, 1968 nucleotides long. Its product is annotated as fungal specific transcription factor domain-containing protein. The transcript is spliced from 4 exons. The record is from RefSeq and is a predicted model, not a curated record. Gene Ontology annotation, biological process: DNA-templated transcription. The coding region runs from base 1 to 1968 and encodes 655 amino acids. Gene Ontology annotation, molecular function: DNA binding; zinc ion binding. Lineage: Eukaryota; Fungi; Ascomycota; Eurotiomycetes; Eurotiales; Aspergillaceae.
AUGCCGAUCCUCAAAGCGUCGGGUUGGUGUAUCAUUAUCCGCUUGAAAAAGGGAGAUAAGAAUUGUCUUUACCAGAAUGAGCCGAAGCCUCGGAAACGGAAAUACUGGGAUGAAGAGUAUGUCAAGUCUCUGGAGAACCAAGUCCAGGCUCUCUUAGCCAUACAGAACACGAGAGAUCCCAUCAAGCCCCUUGACACACUUGAAGUAUCUGACCUGGAACCUUGUGAGCCCUCAUCCCAAAAAGGCUCCGGCCGGGAUGACGAACACAGAGAUCUCCAAUCACAAGACGAUCCAGAAUCUACCCAAUCUCGCAAAGCAAUGGAGGAGCUUAGUGUGAUGAUGUGGAGAACUAACCUCGCAGAUGGAGUCAGCAUUGAUCCUGAAUCAGUUAGCAACCGAUCAGAACCCGCAAGCAGUCUCAAUGCGCGUUACAACAUACCCAAUCAUAUCUUGGACUAUGCCAAAGAUCGAGACCGCAUACGUAGACUUGCUGCACUGUUUUUGGAGAAUAUCAAUGGGGAGCAUCAAUUCACCCGAUACGAAUCAAAUGCCCCGUUCUCGAAUUUCUCAGAAAACCCACUCGACAUUGUCUUCCUUCAUGGAGCCAUAUUAGCAGCUGGUGCUACCUUUGAAAACCAGGCAGACUCCUUGAAGCUUAGCGAUGACUUUGCUGAACUUAGCGAGAAUCUGGUGUUUACAUGUUUUCGACAUGCACCAACAAUACAUGUUAUUCAAGGACUCUGUAUUCUAUCUUGGCGAUCUUUGGCCCUGGGACAUGAUCAUCUUGGCUGGACAUUCCUAUCGAUGGCUGCUGGAAUGGCAGUGCAUCUGCGUCUUCAUGUCUUGGCACUUGAUGAGAUCGCAACGAAAUCUAUAAAGCCAUCACUUGAGACAGUCCAGACGUUCUGGUCAUUUUAUAUGACCGACCGUACUUCUCUGUCCAUUCUUGGACGAAACUGUGGACUGCCAUGGCGGCGCGUCAAUGUACCACCUAUCGAAUCCUUCUUCUCUGGCGGCGAGGAGGACUUGACUCAAAUAUCAUUUGCCUGGCAGUGUAAAUUAUGGUAUAUGCACGACCAGAAUAUGGAUCAAAUAUUUUCGUCAUCGUUCGAGAAGCUUGACUCUGCAGAUCAAAUCCACCUCCUCAUUUCUACUCACAAAGACUUGAACAAGUUCUUCAAGUCGCGUGAUCAACGACUCGAAGUCACCCGUGAAGCUGCCCCCAAGCCUGUUCUUCUUUUUCACAUGGCAUACCAGAUGGCUAUCUUAGUCACUAUGCCCCCAUUCCUCCGCCUUUUCGCAACAUCCAAAGCUGAGAACCCUAAUAUUGCCCAAGCAAUGCCAUUAGUGUUGCGAUCGAUUGCCUCUGCUGCAGCAUCAAUGGUCCGUCUUGUGCAAAACUAUACAAAAAAUUACGGGUUUCAACAUGCCAAUCCAUUGUUAAUACAUCAUCUUCUCAGCGCGGCGAUUGUACAUCUCAUGAACACCACCACUACGUCGCACACAUUCCGAAGAUAUAGUACUCGCUCAGUACGAACGUGUCUCACUCUCCUUAAGGAGCUCGGUCGCUACUGGACUUUCCGCUCGAGAAAAAGUUUGGAUGUCAUUAAGGCUUUAGCACGAAGAUGGAACGUCGAGUUCGUGCUUAAAGAGAAUGCUUCGGACAAAGCCAACGAGCACGUAGGUCCAGGGGAAAAUUCGGAAGAGGCUGAUAUUUUCGCUCCAAUGGUUAAUCUAACACCCGAGUCUCAAUUGAACACACACCGUGCUACGCUUGACGUAUCGCCCGAGCUUUUCAGCGACAGUUCAGAGCUCCAUAUUGGCAUGGCAGAUGACUGGCAACCAUUUCUAUGGAGCACAGAGCCGCAAAUUGAUUUCUCAACAAUUCCCUUCCCUGAAGCAGAGUAUGAUCCCUUGGAUCUAUCUCAGGUAUUCCAAAUGGGGAGUAGUGAAAACCUCCCCUGGUGA